Messenger RNA from Letharia lupina, 1458 nucleotides. RefSeq lists its product as uncharacterized. Gene Ontology annotation, molecular function: protein binding. The transcript has a single exon. The record is from RefSeq and is a predicted model, not a curated record. Bases 1 to 1458 code for a protein of 485 amino acids. NCBI's taxonomy places the organism in Eukaryota, Fungi, Ascomycota, Lecanoromycetes, Lecanorales, Parmeliaceae.
AUGGUCCCAACAAAGACAAACCAAACCGGGACACCCGAAGACAGCGUGACCAGGCCCAAUAUCAAUCACCUACCAUCAGAGCUCCUUCAUAUGAUUUGUGUCUACCUCGAACCCAGAGACAUUGCAACGAUACGCAUUUUGGAUAGAAUUAUCGCGGAAGUGGGCUUGCAAUACCUCGUCUCCCAAAUCCACCUCAUACCCAAGCCCGACAGCUUCGACAGAUUGUUGGCCGUAGCUGAGCAUCCGCUUGCUAGCCGUUAUGUCAAUUCACUAUUCUACGAAGCCGACCUCCUAAGGUCAUUUCGCCACCCUGAGGAAGACAGGGAGCUCUGGGAAAAGAGCCUCGUUGGACCGAGUCACGCUAGCCCGCUGGAAGAAGUUCAGGAUCCGCAUUUCGCGUCAGCUUGCGGUCAUUUGCCGAAAAGGUACAAUCGAGGAACCUCGGCUGUUGUCUUGAGUCAUCAACAACAUUACACGAAGCGAGAGUUACAACGAGCAUACCAGACAUAUCGAAGCUAUCGUGCUGAACAACAUCGCCUGAAUGAGUCAGCCGCUUACGAAGAAGCCAUGGUGAGGGCAAUGAAGCGGCUUCCACACCUGACGUCGAUUUUCAUCUCAUGCGAGCGAGGCAACACCAAUCACUUUCGCGCAGCUUUCGAAGCCGGACUAUGCGAAGACGUGACAUCGGACCCCCGCAUGGCUGACCAAAUCUGCGCAUCACAAUUAAGCCUUCUCCUUUCGGCCGCCGACAAAGCCGGUUUACAGAUCAAGAAACUUAUCUGCGGCUCGUUGGGUCAAAUCUUCUUGAGUUGUUCGCUUGAGCGCCUCGACGCCAUGCAACGAAGCAUUCAAUCUCUUCAUAAUCUACAUCUUUUCUUCUCUCAUAUCCCCUUGGAGUUCGAUUCGAACGCCGCGUCCAAUCCGCACGGCAGCAGCUCAGCUAGGGCAGAUAAUAUGCAAUUCGCGAUGUCUGCGCCCAAUCUCGAAACCCUUUCCAUUCGCUUCGAUAAAGACCGCGCCCUCGAUCCCCCUGAUCUCAAACAUCUCGUUUCAGACUUCCAUUGGUCGUACUUGGCAUCUGCAACUUUCGCCAAGAUGAGCACCGGCUCUGAAAUCCUAGUUGGCUUCUGUGACCGACAUGCCGGUACACUCAAAGACCUUAGCUUGACGGAUAUCAGCUUAUACAGCGGUCGGUGGGCCACGACGUUUUAUGAGAUGCGUCAAAGGCUGAAGCUCGACAAAAUGGCCCUUGCGGGGAUUAUUCAAAGCGUUGAGGGGGACUAUUGGAACUUCGAGAUCGGAGACCACACAACUAAGCUGAUGAUUGAGCGCUACAUUGCCUAUUCUGACGAAACACAGAGAGAUCUAUCUCUUGGACGGUUCAUCAUGGAUUUUAGACAAGCUCUUGCAAAGCGUUGGGCGCCACAUCGGCCGAGUGGGCUGUCCGCUGUCGCUUGA